UGCGGACUCUCCAAAGAAUAACGACGUCUUGUUUUUACAUCACUCUCUCUUUCUCUCUCUCUUCGCAGUCACCUACCCCCCUCCCCGGUCAGACUUAAAUCAGCAAGAAAACCAGCAUUUUCUCGGGAAACAAACAACCAGUCGACCUCUCCAAAGUAAUUUUGAUCGUCUUUGCUCGAAGCCAUGGCCUGUUCCAACUUCGCGAAGCUUAAUGCGUCGUCGUCUCAGUGGAUCGGACAGCAGUCCUUCACUCAGCGCCCAGGAUCAUCGACUAGCCUCGCUACUCUCCGAGUCGCCGUCCCGAUCCGAGCCAAGGCCUACACCGACGAACUCGUCCUAACCGCUAAAACCAUUGCAUCCCCUGGUCGUGGUAUACUUGCCAUUGAUGAAUCAAAUGCUACUUGUGGAAAGAGGUUAGACUCUAUUGGGUUGGACAAUACCGAGGUUAACCGACAGGCUUACAGGCAGCUUUUGUUGACCACCCCUGGCCUCGGCGAAUACAUUUGUGGUGCCAUUCUUUUCGAGGAAACACUUUACCAGUCUACAACCGAUGGGAAGAAAUUUGUGGAUGUGUUGCGUGACCAGAAAAUUGUACCUGGAAUCAAAGUUGACAAGGGUUUGGUUCCCCUGCCGGGAUCAAACAAUGAAUCUUGGUGCCAAGGCUUAGAUGGAUUGGCUUCACGAUCUGCUGAGUACUACAAGCAAGGUGCUCGUUUUGCUAAAUGGCGUACAGUUGUUAGCAUUCCUUGUGGUCCUUCUGCUCUAGCUGUUAAGGAAGCUGCAUGGGGACUUGCUCGUUAUGCUGCCAUUUCUCAGGACAAUGGUCUUGUGCCCAUUGUAGAGCCUGAGAUUCUUCUCGACGGGGACCACCCAAUCGAAAGGACACUUGAAGUGGCAGAGAAGGUCUGGUCCGAAGUCUUCUAUUACUUGGCUGAAAACAAUGUGGUGUUCGAAGGAAUCCUUCUUAAGCCCAGCAUGGUUACCCCAGGGGCUGAACACAAGGAAAAGGCUACUCCAGAAGCCAUUGCAAAGGCUACCCUCACAGUUCUUAAAAGGAGAGUUCCUCCUGCAGUACCUGGAAUCAUGUUUUUGUCAGGGGGACAAUCCGAAGCAGAGGCAACCCUCAACCUGAAUGCAAUGAACCAAAGCCCCAACCCAUGGCACGUAUCCUUCUCAUACGCACGUGCCCUGCAGAACUCUGUCCUUAAGGCAUGGCAAGGACAUCCAGAGAACGUGGACGCUGCACAAAAGGCACUUUUGGUGCGAGCAAAGGCAAACUCCUUGGCUCAGCUAGGAAAGUACUCUGCUGCAGGCGAGGACGAGGAAGCCAAGAAAGGAAUGUUCGUCAAGGGCUAUACGUAUUAAGCCGGAAGCCGGAGUCUGAGGCAACUCAUUCCUCUCCUUGGAAGUCGAAACUCGAGACGGGUGUAAUUUACAGCAGUUUCUUUUUUGGUGUUAGCUUAUGUAUGCUGAGUAAAACCUUUUUGAUUUCUUUUUUUCCCGUUAGAAGACACGAGGGAUUGAAUAAGACCGGUGAUAAAAGGAUAUGUUUUGCCGAAUGUAACUUAAUUUGAUGACAGUUCUCUCACGAGAAUUAUUAUCGACA
Molecule: messenger RNA, 1606 nt
Organism: Pyrus x bretschneideri (Chinese white pear)
Lineage: Eukaryota; Viridiplantae; Streptophyta; Magnoliopsida; Rosales; Rosaceae
Product: fructose-bisphosphate aldolase 3, chloroplastic-like
Exons: 6
Coding region: 184-1365 (393 amino acids)
Biological process (GO): glycolytic process; fructose 1,6-bisphosphate metabolic process
Cellular component (GO): cytosol
Molecular function (GO): fructose-bisphosphate aldolase activity
Source: RefSeq, a predicted model, not a curated record